Centruroides sculpturatus (bark scorpion) is the source of this 1924-nucleotide messenger RNA. RefSeq names its product mitochondrial enolase superfamily member 1-like. Gene Ontology annotation, biological process: carbohydrate catabolic process. Gene Ontology annotation, molecular function: hydro-lyase activity; magnesium ion binding. The transcript has 19 exons. The record is from RefSeq and is a predicted model, not a curated record. NCBI's taxonomy places the organism in Eukaryota, Metazoa, Arthropoda, Arachnida, Scorpiones, Buthidae. The coding region runs from base 308 to 1786 and encodes 492 amino acids.
AGGACGCUGUAGUAGAAGUAAACACGUGUAAAUUCGAAUACUGUAUUUGAUUCUCAUUGAGUAUUUAAAUGUCUUAAAUACUGGCGUAGCCAAUUAAAUUUAAUAAUGCAAUGGUGUAGAACGUGAAAGUUCUUUAAAAAUCUACUUGCAGCCAUCCAAAACAUAACGAAAAUGACGAAUUAAAAGUUAAUUUAGUAUAUAUAAAUGGAACAAACUCUAGAAAAUUGCAACAUAUCUUGCUGAUAAUUAUCUCUGUAGCGUUUUUCUUACAAUUUUAUAUACUAGGAGUUUUAAUAAAAUAACCAAAAUGGCAAGUGUAAUAGAAAGUCUUAAAGUCAAAGAUGUAAGAUUUCCCACAUCUCUUUCCUCAGAUGGAAGUGAUGCAAUGCAUAAAGAUCCAGACUAUUCUUGUGCCUAUGUGAUAUUGAGUACAGAUACAAAAUUAGAAGGACAUGGCUUUACUUUUACUUUGGGUAAAGCUACAGAAGUAGUUGCAUGCUGUAUUAAUGCCUUAACUCCAAUUGUUGUUGGAAGAAAUUUGAAUCAUAUAUUUUCAAAUUUUGCUGGAUUCUGGAGAGAAAUUACUAGUGAAAGUCAGAUGAGAUGGAUAGGACCAGAAAAGGGUGUUAUUCAUCUAGCUACUGCAGCUAUAGUGAAUGCUAUAUGGGAUUUAUGGGCUAAAAUAGAGGAGAAACCAUUAUGGAAAUUAUUAGUUGAUAUGGAACCAGAAAAACUUGUCUCUACAAUUGAUUUCAGAUACAUAACAGAUGUUAUAACCAAAGAAGAAGCUAUAGCUAUGUUAAAAGCUCAGUAUGAUUCUAGAAAACAAAGAGUUCCUGGACAAUUAGGAGCUAAUUACUAUCCUUCUUCAUUGCCUUUCAAAAUUUCUAAGGAAUUUGAAAUAGGACCAGAAAAGGGUGUUAUUCAUCUAGCUACUGCAGCUAUAGUGAAUGCUAUAUGGGAUUUAUGGGCUAAAAUAGAGGAGAAACCAUUAUGGAAAUUAUUAGUUGAUAUGGAACCAGAAAAACUUGUCUCUACAAUUGAUUUCAGAUACAUAACAGAUGUUAUAACCAAAGAAGAAGCUAUAGCUAUGUUAAAAGCUCAGUAUGAUUCUAGAAAACAAAGAGUUCCUGGACAAUUAGGAGCUAAUUACUAUCCUUCUUCAUUGCCUUUCAAAAUUUCUAAGGAAUUUGAAAUGGUUGAUGCCAACCAAUGUUGGGAUGUUAAUGAAGCAAUUAAUUGGAUGAAACAACUAAAAGAAUUUAAUCUUUUAUGGAUUGAAGAACCAACAAGUCCUGAUGACAUUUUAGGACAUGCCACUAUAGCUAAGGCAUUAAAUCCAUUGAAAAUUGGUGUAGCAACAGGUGAACAUUGUCAAAACAGGGUAAUGUUUAAACAGUUUAUGCAGGCAGGAGCCUUACAAUUCUGUCAGAUUGAUUGCUGCAGAUUGGGUGGUGUUAACGAAGUAAUAGCAGUCUAUAUUAUGGCUGCAAAAUUUGGAAUUCCGGUAUGUCCUCAUGCAGGAGGUGUAGGUCUCUGUGAACUAGUUCAGCAUGUUGCAAUGUGGGAUUAUAUUUGCUUGAGUGGAAAUUUAGAAAAUAGGAUGAUUGAAUAUGUGGAUCAUCUACAUGAACAUUUCAAGGCUCCUAUAAAAGUGAAGGAUGCUAAUUAUUUAGUUCCUAAGGAACCAGGUUACAGUGCCGAGAUGAAAAAGGAUUCUUUAGAAAUGUACGAGUAUCCCACUGGUGCAAAAUGGAUGGAAUUACUUUCCAAAAAAUCAAAUUAAUUGAAAUUGUUUAUAAAAAGAUGUGUAUGUCUAGUCUGGAAGAGAAAAUAAGAAAUAUAUAUUCACUAGACAUUAAAUUAAAUUUAAUGAACAACACAUAAAUAAAGUAGAUUCACAAUCACAAGUGUUAUGAAUUUG